Molecule: messenger RNA, 848 nt
Organism: Cladocopium goreaui
Lineage: Eukaryota; Dinophyceae; Suessiales; Symbiodiniaceae
Source: the annotation of a GenBank genome assembly
AUGGGUGCUUCACGUUUAUACAUGUUUGUUAUGCCGUUCAGUGCGGCAGAGCUUCGGGCAUAUCGUGCCAAACUGCGGAAUGCGCGUGGUGUUGGUGCACGUGCAAAGCGGGACAAGCUGUGCCUUGGCAUUUUUGGCAGUGAGAAGCUGUGUGAAUCCAUUCUGUUGCUUAAUCAAGCGCUGCAGGAAGAAGAUGUCGGGCCGCAGCGGUCAGCGGCAUCGUGCCAGGACAUCUGCAAAGGCGUGGCUUCUUUCGUGGACAUUGGCGUCCCUGGUGACGACAUUGGCAAAAGUUCGCCCAGAGAUGCAGCUUGGCGAACAUAUGCAUGUCGGAAGCAGGAGAAGAGGUGCAUCAAAUGCCUUCCCACGGUUGCCGUGAACCUCUUGAAGGACCCGGCCUUCGGUUCGCAUCGCCGGUGUGAACUGGACUGGCGACUGGACGCGGGCAGUUUCGAACUCUAUGAAGCUCCUUGGCUUUGCCUUCCCUACCAUGCGUUGGCGUGCUUGGGGCAAAGCAAUGUGGUCCAACUGGUGCUUGUCUUUCUCGUGCGUGCCACUUUCUCAGGUGAAGGGCUGCUGCCGGCAUUUUUGGCCACGUAUGGUGCAGUGUCUGACUUCUAUGCGGACAUCCGUGGCUGGCAAGUGCAGGCUGCUCUGGUCACCCGUGCGUUGGUUUUGCUGAAGUUGGGCAGUGCUACGGCUCAAUGUCGGGUUGUGAACUUCAGUGGCUUUGCCGCAGCGGGAAAGGGCCAAUUCGAAGCAGUUGCGCAAGAACUGUGGCAGUGCAAUUGUGAAGUCCGUGCUCGCGAGUUGCUGUCCAGGGUGGCAGUUCUUGACGGCUUCCUUCA